Messenger RNA from Anolis sagrei ordinatus, 2014 nucleotides. Its product is annotated as zinc finger and SCAN domain-containing protein 2-like. Gene Ontology annotation, biological process: regulation of transcription by RNA polymerase II. The record is from RefSeq and is a predicted model, not a curated record. Gene Ontology annotation, molecular function: RNA polymerase II cis-regulatory region sequence-specific DNA binding; DNA-binding transcription factor activity, RNA polymerase II-specific. Lineage: Eukaryota; Metazoa; Chordata; Lepidosauria; Squamata; Anolidae.
GAAGGCGGCCUCUGAGAGCAGGCAGAGAAGCCUGGAGGUCCUUCCUCCUUUUCCCAGAAGCCUCUUCUUCUGCUUCCUUGGAAUGAGGGAGUGACGUCACCUGCAAGUUGGGAGGAAGAAGAGAAGAGAAGGAAGGAAGGCAGGAAGGCUUCUUGGGAGGAGGAGGGAAAUGAGAACCCUAUGAAGACACCUCUGGCAUGAUGAGAAAAUAUCAGUAUAUAGUGGAUAUUUGGAAAUUUGGAAACCAAAGUGCAGUAAUGAAGGAAGAAGGAAUAUAGAAAAUAUAGGAAGAAGAAAUCCUCACCAGGUGCUGAUCUUGCAGAACUCAUUUUGAUCAGAAAGAAAAAGGGAAGAUUCAAAUGUCCAUAUUGCAGUUGAUCAUAUACAUAACUGUCAACAUGGAGAAGGAAUGCUAUACAUGCCUUGAGUGUGGCAAGAGGUUCACUUGGAGGGCCCAUCUGCUGCGACAUGAAAGGAUUCACACUGGGGAGAAACCCUAUAAAUGCCUGGAGUGUGGACAAAGCUUCACUCACAGUGGAAAUCUACAUAGACAUCAAAGGACUCACACUGGGGAGAAACCCUAUAUGUGCCUGGUGUGUGGAAAGAGCUUCAUUGAGAGUGGACAUCUACGUUCACAUCAAAGGACUCACACUGGAGAGAAACCCUAUCAAUGCCUGGAGUGUGGAAAGGGUUUCACUCAGAAUGGACAUCUACAAUUACAUCAAAGAACUCACACUGGGGAGAAACCCUAUACUUGCCUGGAGUGUGGACAGAGCUUCACUGAGAGUGGAAAGCUACGUUCACAUCAAAGAAUUCACACUGGGGAGAAACCCUAUAAAUGCCUGGAAUGUGGACAGCGCUUCACUGAGAGUGGACAUCUACAGACACAUCAAAGGACUCACACUGGGGUGAAACCCUAUAAAUGCCUGGAGUGUGGACAGAGGUUUUCUCAGAGUUCAGGUCUACAUUCACAUCAAAGGAUUCACACUGGAGAGAAACCCUAUACGUGCUUGGAGUGUGGAAAUACCUUCACUAGUAGUUCAAGUCUACGUUCACAUCAGAUGACACACACUGGGGAGAAACCUUAUACAUGCCUGGAUUGUGGAAAGAGCUUCACUCAGAGUUCAGGCUUACGUUCGCAUCAAAGGACUCACACUGGGGAGAAACCCUAUAAAUGCCUGGAGUGUGGACAGAGCUUUGCUCAGAGUGGAAACCUACGUUCACAUCAAAGAAUUCACACUGGGGAGAAACCCUAUAAAUGUCUGGAGUGUGGAAAGGGCUUCACUGAGAUUGGACAUCUACAGUCACAUCAAAUAAUUCACACUGGGGUGAAACCCUAUAAAUGCGUGGAGUGUGGACACAGCUUAACACAGAGUGGAAGUCUACAUUCACAUCAAAUAAUUCACACUGGGGAGAAGAUCUAUAAAUGCCUUGAGUGUGGAAAGAGCUUUGUUCUGAGUUGAAAUCUGCAUAUACAUCAAAGGAGAAACCCUAUAAAUAUCUAGAGUGUGAACAGGGCUUCACUCAGAGUGGACAUCUACGUUUACAUCAAAGGACUCACACUGAGGAGAAACCUAUAAAGCCCUACACAGCUUCAGUCCAGGCUACUUGAGACACCUGUGUCGUACCACACAGACUGGGCAUACCUUUAAGGUCUAGCAAGAAGACUGUCUUCUCUACUCAGCACAGGGACAACCUACAGUUAAAAAUCACCAGCAAUGGCAUUUUUCAGGGGCGGCGGUAAAGCUUUGGAAUGCACUGUCAGAAGAAAUCAGAUCAGCUCCCACCCUCAUGUCAUUUAGAAAAGGAGUGAAGACCUUCCUGUUUGAAUCAGCUUUUAAUUGAAUCUCAACCUAAUCCUAGCACUUUGUUGUCAUAUGUGAAUUUUAGACUUAUUUAAAUUUAAUUUAGUUUAUUUUUAAUUCUCUAUAAGAUGGAUGAUGCUAUGGAGCAUCUAUGUAACUCUUUGAAGUUCUUUUAAUAAAUAAUUUUAUGUUACAUUGUAUAUUUUAAA